UAUAUCCUCCCGUGCAUCCAUCCUGUUCUUUCUUCCUCCACAAGAAGAAGAACACCACCAAAUCCAAUCUCGGUCUCUCCCUCUCCCGACCUAACCCAAUCUACUCUCUCUCGCGUCGUCAUGGGCCGCAAGUUCUUCGUCGGUGGCAACUGGAAAUGCAAUGGAACCACCGAUCAGGUAGACAAGAUCGUCAAGGUUCUGAAUGAAGGACAGAUCGCCUCUACAGAUGUUGUUGAGGUUGUUGUCAGCCCGCCAUAUGUUUUCCUUCCCAUUGUCAAGAGCCAGCUGCGUCCUGAGAUCCAGGUUGCGGCACAGAACUGCUGGGUGAAGAAGGGAGGUGCUUUCACCGGUGAAGUCAGUGCUGAGAUGCUUGCCAACCUUGGCAUUCCCUGGGUCAUUCUUGGACACUCUGAGAGGAGGAGCUUGUUGGGAGAAUCAAGCGAGUUUGUUGGAGAGAAAGUUGCAUACGCACUCGCUCAGGGCUUGAAGGUCAUUGCAUGUGUUGGCGAGACUCUCGAGCAGCGGGAAGCUGGGCAAACCAUGGAUGUUGUUGCUGAACAGACAAAAGCGAUUGCUGCAAAGAUCACAGAUUGGACUAACGUAGUUGUUGCGUAUGAGCCAGUGUGGGCCAUUGGAACCGGUAAAGUUGCAACACCAGCUCAGGCACAGGAAGUGCAUGCCAACCUCAGGGAGUGGCUCAAGACCAACGUCAGCCCAGAGGUUGCUGAAUCCACACGCAUCAUCUAUGGAGGUUCUGUAACUGGCGCAAGCUGCAGGGAGUUGGCAGCACAGCCAGACGUCGACGGUUUCCUCGUCGGUGGAGCUUCUUUGAAGCCUGAAUUCAUCGACAUCAUCAACUCCGCCACCGUGAAGUCUGCCUAAAGAUCUUGCGCAGACCCUUCUUCACCUCAGGGCGGGCGGAAAAAUCGCUGAAGAGCAACAGCAAACCCUUUUUUCAUGUAUUAUGUAAAACCGCUAGUAAUUUUGUGGUGGAGCAGCUACUGUUUCUCCCCCUCCCCUGACUUGUCUGAUGAAGCAUAUGCAUGCUUGCGUGCCAAUAAUAAUGUUUUACCGCUGGACAUAUAUGCCAAUAAUAUUCUAGCUCCUUUCUGUC
Brachypodium distachyon (stiff brome) is the source of this 1114-nucleotide messenger RNA. Its product is annotated as triosephosphate isomerase, cytosolic. The transcript has 9 exons. NCBI's taxonomy places the organism in Eukaryota, Viridiplantae, Streptophyta, Magnoliopsida, Poales, Poaceae. Gene Ontology annotation, molecular function: triose-phosphate isomerase activity. Gene Ontology annotation, biological process: glycolytic process; glyceraldehyde-3-phosphate biosynthetic process; gluconeogenesis. Gene Ontology annotation, cellular component: cytosol. The coding region runs from base 121 to 882 and encodes 253 amino acids. The record is from RefSeq and is a predicted model, not a curated record.